AUGCAAGGCGAGGCGCCAGCGCAAACCGUCAGCUCAUUAGGUCAAGCACUGCGAGCCGUCGGCGGCCUGACCAAGCCAAGUGGCAGAGGGCUGUUCAUGUUCCAAUAUCUACUGGCGGGGGGCUCGUCCGCCGCGAUCAUCGGCAUGCUUGGGGCCACGGUCAUGGGCUAUGCCUUCACGGCAGGCGCGGUGGGCUUUCUUGGUGGCUCCUGUGUUGGCUUUGUUCUGGGAAGCAUCGGUUACUACCGUACUUGUGCCCGGCAAAGCUUGGUUGCCUUCCUCAAGUACCCGGAUUUGCUCCGACACCAUAUUGCCAUUGACUUUGGUAUACACGGGGUGGACAAAGCCUCGCGGUUUUGGGGCACAGAUAUGCAGAAGACCAUGUGUGAUAUUCAGAGCGAUGUGGCUCUCCAAGGAAUGCUCGUUGCUGCUUGGCAUUCAGCAGUGCCGGCGAUCGAGGAAAUUCAAAGUCAGGAGGAGGCCCGCCUGGUGGCUAGCAAAGAGUAG
Aspergillus niger is the source of this 507-nucleotide messenger RNA. RefSeq lists its product as uncharacterized. The transcript is spliced from 3 exons. Bases 1 to 507 code for a protein of 168 amino acids. NCBI's taxonomy places the organism in Eukaryota, Fungi, Ascomycota, Eurotiomycetes, Eurotiales, Aspergillaceae. The record is from RefSeq and is a predicted model, not a curated record.